Messenger RNA from Alosa alosa (allis shad), 7717 nucleotides. RefSeq names its product DENN/MADD domain containing 4A (gene dennd4a). Lineage: Eukaryota; Metazoa; Chordata; Actinopteri; Clupeiformes; Clupeidae. Gene Ontology annotation, molecular function: protein binding. Gene Ontology annotation, cellular component: cytoplasmic vesicle. Gene Ontology annotation, biological process: regulation of Rab protein signal transduction. The record is from RefSeq and is a predicted model, not a curated record.
UAGGGAUGGCAGGGUUUGAUAAGCGCUUGCGCGCUCAGUGUAGACAAGCGCAUCCAACCAACUGGAAAUACAGAUGUGUAUUCUCAUAUUCUAACCAGGACGUAUUCUGUACCAACGACAGCUAGAAACUGAAGAAAAGACGCACUUUGUACAAUAUUAAGAUGGUGGAUUUUUCAUAACAGUCUUUUGACAAAUAAUAGGUUGCAGGCUUCAGCUAGGCUAAGUUGAUUUGAAACGGCGAUUCGGUGAAGAAAGACAAUGUGCCUAAGAGCGCUCCAUCUGUAAACAACCGACGUUUCCAUGCAAUAUCUCUCUGUGUCCGGUGAUGGGAUAUGAUGGAGGACAAAAGCCCUCGCGUAGCCGACUACUUUGUGGUGGCCGGCCUGACCACCUCCUCAAAGCCCCUGGAGGAGGAGCUUCACCAGCAGGCCGAUGAGUCGUGCCACCGCCCCGCCGCCGCGGCCGCUGGCCAGGGCAGGGCCCCCAUCACCGACGUGGCGGUGGUCAUCCGUUCGCAGGGCGAGGAGGUGCCGCGCGGCUACACCUGUGUGGAGAGCACCCCCUCUGGGCUGCCCGCGGAGCUCAACGCUGGGGCGCUCUUGGGGCCGCAGAUCUUCCUGUGCUACCGCAGGGGCAGGGACAAGCCCCCCCUCACAGACCUGGGAGUCCUAUAUGAGUGGCGGGAGAAGCUGAAGCCGGGCUGUCACAUCAUUCAGACCACGCCGUCCGGUCGCCCCGCCAACAUCAGUAACUCCUCCUCCCAGCGCAUCUACAUCACCUACCGCCGCGCCCAUGAGAGCCACUCCCACGCCUCAUUGGCCGUCAACGACAUCUGUGUCAUCAUUCCAGGAAAAGGGGAGACGCCCCCUCACACUUACUGCAAAGUGGAGAAGAACCUCAACAGCAGUAUGUGGGGGUCGUCCGUGUAUCUCUGCUACAAGAAGUCUCUGGCCAAAAGCAACACGCUGGCAUUCAAAGCAGGUCUGGUCUCUCGGUUCCCAGAGGAGGACUACGAGUCGUUUCCACUGCCCGAGUCGGUGCCUCUCUUCUGCCUGCCCAUGGGGGCGUCCAUCGAGUGCUGGCCCGCACACACCAAAUACUCCCUGCCUGUCUUCUCAACGUUCGUCCUCACUGGAGCCUCUGGAGAGAAGGUGUAUGGGGCAGCCAUCCAGUUCUACGAGGCCUACUCAGAGGAGAAUCUGACCGAGAGGCAGCGCGUGCAGCUGGGCCUGCAGGAUGGGAGUGUGCGGCCAAAGGCCUCCAUGACCGUCCACACCAACAAGAGCAUCUGCCUGCUCUCCCACUGGCCCUUCUUUGACGCGUUCCGCAGCUUUCUUACCUUCCUUUACCGAUACUCCAUCUCCGGCCCACACAUCCUCCCCAUAGAGAAGCACAUCUCCCACUUCAUGCACAAAGUGCCCUUCCCCUCCUCACAAAGGCCUCGCAUCCUGGUGCAGCUGUCUCCACACGAUAGCCUGAUGCUGAGCCAGCCAGUGUCCUCUCCUCUGCCUUUGAGUGGUGGUCGUCUGUCCACGCUGCUGUUGAACCUGGGCCCCAAGAACGCCGCUAGCCUGCUGGUCCUGGCCGUCACAGAACACAAGAUCCUGCUGCACUCACUCCGGCCGGCCGUGCUGACCAGCGUGGCCGAGGCCCUGGUCUCGAUGAUCUUCCCGUUCCACUGGCCGUGCCCGUACAUCCCGCUGUGCCCGCUCGCCCUGGCAGACGUCCUAAGCGCCCCUUGCCCCUUCAUCGUGGGAGUCGACUCGCGCUACUUCGACCUCUAUGAACCCCCGGCCGACGUGAGCUGUGUGGACCUGGACACCAACACCAUCUCCCACAAAGAGGACAGGCGAUCGCUGACCUGGAAGAUCCUGCCGAGGAAAGCCUGUAAACAUCUGAUCAACGCUCUGAGCAGCCUCCACCAGCAGCUGGCUGACGGUGAUCUGGUGACUCGGGAGGAUGGCCAGAUCGAGCCGGCCAUGAGCGAGCGCGACCCCGGUGGCGGUGGGGGCAAGAGCCUGCAGACCCUGGAGCUGGAGAUCCAGGAGGCCUUCCUGCGCUUCAUGGCGGCCAUCUUGAAGGGCUACCGCUCCUAUCUGCUGCCCAUCACCGAGGCGCCCUCCGAGAAGGCCACCGACGCCAGCUCACUCUUCGACCUGCAGGGCUUUCUGAAGAGCCGUGAUCGCUCGCACCAGAAGUUCUACUCGCUCAUGACCAAGACCCAGAUGUUCAUCCGGUUUAUUGAGGAAUGCUCUUUCGUCAGCGACAAAGACGCCAGCUUGGCCUUCUUCGACGACUGCGUCGACAAGCUCUUUGGAGCGGAGAAGGGAGGCAAGGUGGACAGUGAGAAGCUAGAGGACGCUCGGCUCAUUGAGCUGGAUAAGUCCCACCGCAGUGAACACACCGUCUUCAUCACCCCCCCAGAAAUGCCCCCAGAGGAGCCCACAGCACGCUACAGCUUCCUAACGCAGUCAUUUGUGAUAGUGUGUUACCGGGUGCUGAUGCAGCUCUGUGGGCAGUAUGGUCAGCCGGUGCUGGCUGUGCGCGUCCUGUUUGAGAUGAAGAAGGCCGGAGUCCAGCCCAAUGCCAUCACCUAUGGCUACUACAACAGGGCGGUCCUGGAGAGCACGUGGCCCUCCACCACUAGAGGGGGCUACUUCCUGUGGGGGAAGCUGCGAAACGUGCUGCGGGGUGUGGUCCAGUUCAAACAGGUGUGGCGGAGGCAAGCGCCCGUCUCCAGGGAGACACACCUCUCAGACGCCAGCGAUCUGGACAGCCUGAGUCACGGGAGUGUGGACAGCGCUAACGACUCGGCCGAGCGCGCCUCACUGGACACAGACUUCGCCAAAAUGGACUCUGGUGACGACAGAUCAAGCACAGGAGGUCAGUCAGACCAAGGCUAUGACUCCUUAUCCAAAGAGGAGGUGCGACUGGUGGGAACCGAGGAGCAGCUCUGCCGUCCUAAUGGGAAGGAGACGGAGCGAGACGCUCGCCCCUACGCCGGGUCUGGGCACCGGUCCGAGCCAGCAAUGCCGCCCACGGCAGAGAGCUGUGGCGGUGACGGGGGGACGCUCUCAGGAACGCUGCCCAAGAGCCGGAGGCCCAACUCCCUGGCCAUUUUUGGAGAGCGUCCGGCACACCCCAACCCGCCGACCGCCACCCCGGCCUCUGAGGAUGCCCAGAGGAAGGCUGAGGAGGAGGAGGAGCGGGAGGAAGACGUGGCUGCCAAAGUCGCCGUGGAGUGCAGCGCGAGCUGUGGUGUUGCCGUGGAGACGGGCAGCGCCGGUGUGACCGUGGUGUCGGCUCGGAGGAGAGCGGCCGCGGGAAUCGAGAGGAGCGCCAGUGUGGGCGCGGGGCUCAGCAGCGCGGUCAAGCGCAUCGACAUUCAGGCCGGCUUCGACCCGCUGUCCCUGCUCGCCGCCGAGACACACACGCCAACGCCCGCGCACACCCCCAUGACCACACGCGCACAGACGCCGGGCGACGGAGACAGAGACGGCGAGGCGGACGCGCCGGACACCCCCACCACUCGCCGACACCUGGCCGAGGAGAUAAAACUGCACAUGGACAACCUGAGCAGCCCCGUCAGUGACCGCCCGCACAAUUUGGACCAGCGGGGCACCCUUACCCCUGCUCCGUCCCCUUGCAGCUCACCCAGACAAUCGGGCGCAUCAAAGCCCCGGGCAGCAGAGCAGCCCCCCCUGCCCCAGUCGCCCCCCCUGCCCCUGCCCCAGCUGCGCAGCCGGCUCUUCUCCUCGCCGUCUUUGCCCCAGGGGGGGUCGCGCAGGCAGAAGGAGCGGCCCACCUCCCUCAUCUCACCCUCCUCGCCCUCCCCCACCCCCUCCUCCUUCUCCAUGGACUCGCUCUUCACCCCCACCCUCGACGUCUUCAAGAGCAGCUUCCUGUCGGCGGGGAAGGGCGUGGCCGAGAAAGCCAGCCGAUUCUACUCACGCCUCUCCUCCCAGACCUCCCUGCAGCAGGAUGCCAACUCGGACCGCGUCAGCAUAUCCUCCAUGGGCUCAGGCGACCCCGAGUGCUUCUCGCUGUUCGACGGUGACUCGUGUGUCGACCCGGACGGUUUCAAUGUCGCCAAGCGUGACGGCGCUCUGUCCUGUCCCAGGUGGAGUCCUGCCAGCCUGAGCCAGGAGAGCCCCACAGCGCCACCUAGGCUCUUCCGUCAGUCCUCCCUCUAUGGCUCUUCAGCCGCCCUCUCCAAACCUGCACACACUCCAGACUCGUCUCCGGACAACGGACGCUCCGCUGCCCACCUGUCUUACGCCAUCGAGGUGCUGAUGUCCAGCUGCUCACGCUGUAACACCUGUGAGUGCCUGGUGUAUGAUGAGGAGAUCAUGGCGGGCUGGACAGCGGACGACUCCAACCUCAACAGCACCUGCCCCUUCUGUGGGUCUCCAUUCCUGCCCCUCAUGGACGUGGAGAUCAGAGACCUGCGCACACAGAAGAGCAGGUCUUCCCCCCAAGAGGUGGCCACAUCCUGCAGUGACCAGAGCCCUGAGAGCACAGGCCAGACCGAGAGCCCAGACAACGCCCCUGCCAGUGACCAGAGCCCUGAGAGCCCAGACAACGCCCCUGCCAGUGACCAGAGCCCCCCACAGCACAAGGACCCGCCGGUUACAUCCAAUGCCCAGAGCCCCACACAGCACAGGGACCUGCCGGUGACACCUGCUGCCGCUCCUGCCAGCUUGGCUAAAUCUCCAGCGGAGCGUGUGUGCGUGCCGUACCUGAGUCCGCUGGUGCUGUGGAAGGAGCUGGAGUCCCUGCUGGAGAACGAGGGGGACCAGGCGCUCUGUUCGGCCGCCGUGGUCGACCACCACCCCAUCGUCUUCUGGAACCUUGUCUGGUUCUUCCGCCGGCUGGACCUGCCCAGCUGCCUGCCCCCGCUCAUCCUCAGCUCGCAGCACUGUCUCCAAGACGACCAGGGCUCACAGACCGGUUCUUCAGAGGAGAGUAAGAACGUUCUGGUCCAGAUUCUGUGGGACAAUCCCAGACUGCACCAGGACCCCAUCCAGCCCUGCUACAAGCUCUGGAACAAACACUGUGUGAGUGUGUGUGGUCCGGCUCCGUUGUGGGAGGAGGAGAGUCCUGAGCAGGCGGUCAGCCUGGAACUGCUGCAGAGUGUGGUCAAGAGCAUCAAGAGGAACGACGUCUACCAGCCCAUGAGCCAGGUCCUCCAGCAGCUCGGAGACCGCCUGGGCUUCACCAGACAGAGGAGUCUGUACAGAGAGCUUCUCUUCCUGUCUCUGGUGGCCUUGGGCAAGAACAGUGUGAACAUUGAUGCCUUCGACCGCGAGUAUAAGAUGGCGUAUGACCGUCUGACCCCAGGUCAGGUGAAGCUGACGCAUAACUGUGACCGUCCACCCAGCGCUGGGGUGAUGGAGUGUCGCCGGACCUUCGGCCUCCCCAGCCUGUGACACCCCGUGUGGACACCAACCACCACCCCAACCCCUCCCCAUCUAACCCCCAUCCUCCAUCCUCCAGUCCCAUCUCUCCUGCUCUGCCUGGGACUCCACCUAGACUCCCCUAACACUGCUACAUUCUCUCCCCAGUUCCUGUCUCUCCUCUCACUGGAAAGAAGCCUGGAGGUUUGAACUGGAGGUGGAAAUGAAACCUCUUAGAUGUGGGCAGGAGUCGUCCCAACCCCCAACUUCCUCCCUCCUUCUAUCUCUCCUCCCCUUUUCCCCUCCACACGUAUUCCCUUCUUUUAACUGGAAAGUUCCACUCGACCAAAGCCACCUCCAUGCUGCUCCCACAUGACACGUAGCCAGGUACACUAUGGAGGACCCCCCUGUGUCCUUCUUUGAGACUGUUCCCCGAUGUCUGGUCUGGUCUCGUCUGCUUUGUCUGUUUGUUUUUUUCUUUUGUCGGUCUGCCUUCUCCCUCUCUACCUUUCUCUCUCUCUCUCUCUCUCUCUCUCUCUCUCUCUCAAGCACUCUCCACCACCUGACCAAUGGACCUUUGUAGUUCUUUGUAGUUCAGUAUGUUCCCCGCCACACAAUAACCCACUAGAUCCACUCAGGAAAAAAAGAAAAAAAUUAAAGAAAAUGUUUCUGCUAUUUUCACUACAGGUCACAGUAGAUUAGGAGCAAUAAUGUGCUCAGGUCAUAGCCUCUUGUCCAGCCAGAGACCACAAACACAGUUUCCACUGGACACAGAGAUUUUGGGACCAGUAGAAUUUUCACAACAGUGUUUAGCCACUCAAGUCUCAUCUUUGUAAGGAAGCACUUAGCGUAUAAGCACAAAGACUAUCACCCUCAGAGCAGUGCUAGCUAGCUAACUAGCUGCCUCACACAAAGACUAUCACCCUCAGAGCAGUGCUAGCUAGCUAGCUGCCACACAUUCCUCUCCAUGUUACAUUAGCAAUUAGACACCAACCCUGUUUUACUCUUAACACAUGUAAAACAACUAAUAUCUGAUUGGUCCAAAAAAAGCUUCUCAAACAAUCGUUUGAGGUGUUGUUUGUUUUGCAGGAGCUAAAGGUCUCUACACAUGCUGUGGGUAAUUCAGGGCCUCUUGGUGGCACUACAGGGGCACUUGUGUUUAACAAUUUAUGUAAUUCUGUAGAUAAUCAAAUAUUAUUGUUAUUAUUAUCAUUAUUAUAUUACUGACAAUAUUUGUAUCAUACAGGUAUAUUUUAAGAUGGAUGUUUGAUAUAAUCGACUUUAUGUUCAUUUGUAAAAAUGAAAUGUUGAUAUGACGUUGGAUUUAUUUUGCGAGAGUGCGGUUUGUUCCUGUGAUUUGUGGUGGUCCUGGUGACCGCUUUGCGUGGGCUGUGUCGUGUGAGUGUCGUAAACAUGACUGUGUUCGUAAGUGCUGAAGAACAAAACUGGACCAAAAAAAAUGGCAAGUGGGGGCUGUGUAGAAAAUAACCCCUACAUGGGUAGAUAAAUGUGUGUUUAGGCCUACUUAUGAACUGAAGAGACUCCUUUACAUAGCAAAGAUAUAUGGAACCUGUUGACAACUGGAAUCCAGAAGCUGCUGGAAACAUUGGUAUCACAUCUCUUUCCUUCUGGAAAAAAGGGAAAGCAUUGACUGUUGAUUGAAAUUGUUUAAAGUAUAAAUUCCACUCUAUCUUAAUAUUUUAUCCUUACUAUGGUGAACGUGAAAUGCAAUAUUGCCAUGUUUAUUUUUAGAAUGACUUAACAUGGCCAGAGCGAUGAGUCCACAAGCAGUCAGAAACACUGCAGGAGGUACAAGUUUGAACACAUACACCCAAGAUUGUCGCUGGUACUGACAUAGAACUGGCCCUGACUUGGCAUGGAAUCUGGCCCUGACUUGGCAUGGAGUCAUGGAUGAAUGAUGGAUCAUCUGUGUUAGGAUUGGGCCAGAAUGGCUCCCAACGUGGCGGCCAUCUUGGGCAGUGACUCUUAAAGUAUUAUAAAAGUUUUGCCUUGCACACAAGUAGCUGGCAGCUGGAGAGCGCCGAGCUGCCUCUGCCAAUUUGUCAGUGUUAAAUCUACAUGAGUUAGUUUAGUAAUGUGGUCCUCUGGUGAGCUUGAGCUGCAGCAGUACUGCUGGAUGGUUAUGAAGUGGAGGACAGUUACGGUACAUAAACAUUUGCACUGAAAUACAAACACACAUACACUAAUACACACACACACACACACAUACAGAGAUUACACAAAUACUGCCAGGUUUUUUCUAAAGGAGUGAAAUCUUACUUCAAAGAUCAGCUUCAAUUUGUUGAACUCAAUUGUUUAUU